Messenger RNA from Uranotaenia lowii, 3585 nucleotides. RefSeq names its product fatty acyl-CoA reductase wat. Gene Ontology annotation, molecular function: alcohol-forming very long-chain fatty acyl-CoA reductase (NADP+) activity. Lineage: Eukaryota; Metazoa; Arthropoda; Insecta; Diptera; Culicidae. The record is from RefSeq and is a predicted model, not a curated record. Gene Ontology annotation, biological process: long-chain fatty-acyl-CoA metabolic process. Bases 999 to 2720 code for a protein of 573 amino acids. The transcript is spliced from 10 exons. Gene Ontology annotation, cellular component: peroxisome.
UUGGUUGGUGUUAUUUGUUGUUGUAAGAGAACACAGUCUCACUCUUCGAGUCUUCGAGUCCGGACCCUCGAGAACAUCCGCUAGAUUUUUUUCGCGAAAAGUUCUUGCGCCGUAUAAGACACGUUUGGUUCGGCGUCACCGCAGACAGUCGAUAUCUGGCUCUGAAUCGCGGCACACGUGGACGUUUGGACGUUGAGAAUUUUUCGUGUGAAUGGUGUAACCAAUCUCAAACAACCAUUUGAUGAUUCCAUUUCCUAUGCGUGGUGCCAUUGUGUAGUGACAUUUUGGUGUUGUAAUUUUGUAACGAGAGGACCCCUACUUAAGUACAGUGUUAGCGUUUGGUUGAUUCGGUUUAAACGGCUAUUCGACUGUAUUGUGUAAAGUGUUUGAGAAUUGGUGAACGGCUUCGUUUGAAGCGUGUCCGUUUUGACUGACCAGAAAAGGUGUCGAUUGAUGAUUUGCAACAAUUUUCGUUAGAAAAGUAUAACAAACUUCAUCGCUUGGAUGGUUCAAAUUCGAAGAAAGAUUUCAACACAAUCAACUCAAGUGCAGUGCAAACGAAUUUCUAUCUCCUACUUACAUGUGUAGUUGUUCAAAAUAUCGAUCUUAAAGUUUUUUUCUAAGGUAGUGUCUAGGACCUAAUCCUAAUUGCAUUCGUAUGCUAAAUUUUUCGUCGUUGAUAGGCUGUGGUAACAAGUCUCACCCGGCUACAAAACUGCAUUUUACAGUUGCGGAACGUAAAAAUUUUUGAACCGUGAAGAGUCGACUAAUGAGUGCAAUCGCGUAACUUGACCCGAAAAGAGGUGAUCGACCAAUUUUUACAAGACGCGAAACAAAACAUCUUCAGCUGGGCAGGUGGACGACGUGAAGCCGAAAAUUACAAAAUUCGAAGUGCCAUUGUGAAAGUGAGAGUUGUUAUCGUAAGCAGCUCUAGUUGAAGCAAUACAGAGAAAAAUAUAAAAUCAUUAAAAAAAAACACCAAAAAACGCAGAAGCAACAUGACCGUGGCGCAAUCAUUUGAAGAUGUUCUGCAUGAAUCGGCAGCCGCCCACGAUUUGCCGCAUCUGUCUGGGGGUGGCGGAGGAGGAGGCUUAAUCAUGUCUGACGCUUCUAUCAUCAACAACAACAACAACAAUAAUAACAACAAUCACAACAACAACAACAACAACAAUAUCAACACAAUCAACGUCAACAUCAAUGAAGCCGAUGUCGGGCAGAUCGAGCGGAAGCUGACCGAAAUUCAACAGUUUUAUGACCGUGCCAGCGUCUUCAUCACCGGUGGAACCGGAUUUUUGGGCAAAACACUCAUCUACAAAUUGCUGACCAGCUGCCCGGGACUGGAAAACAUCUUCCUGCUCAUCCGAAGUAAACGAGGGAAAGAUAUAUUCUCGCGGGUGGAGGAGAUUUUCGAAGAUGCUAUGUUUAACAAAAUGAAACAGGCCUGCCCCAAGUAUGAUCACAAAAUCAGAGCCAUCUCCGGAGACUGUAUGCUACCCAGCCUUGGUAUCAGCUCCUCGGAUCGGGAAAUGCUUGUCGAAAACGUGAACAUCGUAUUCCACCUGGCCGCCACGGUCCGAUUCGACGAGAAGAUGAAGACGGCCAUGCAGAUCAACGUGAAAGCCUGCCGGGACAUACUGGACCUGUGCUACGAAAUGAAGCAGCUCAAAUCGAUCAUCUACGUAUCGACGGCCUACACCCAGUGCCCCCAGAAGGUCGUCGAGGAGCGCUUCUACGAGGCGCCGAUCGAUUCGAACAAGAUGAUCUCACUGACCGACUGCGUCAGCGACACCAUGAUGGAGGAGAUUACGCCAAUCUUGCUGGAUAAGUGGCCAAAUACCUACACCUUCACCAAGGCAAUUGCUGAGGACGUCGUACGACAAAACAGCCGAGGCAUGCCGAUUGGCAUGUUCCGACCGGGUAUCGUGAUCGCCACCUACCAGGAGCCGGUGCCGGGAUGGAUCGACAAUUUCUACGGUCCCACGGGUGUGAUUGCUGGAGCCGGAACUGGAGUGCUUCGGACGCUUCGAGCAGAUCCUAAAAAGGUGGCCAACAUGGUUCCGGUCGAUCUGUGCGUCAAUGGUAUCAUUUCCGCUGCCUGGGACAUCGCCGAGCGUUUCCGAACAGAAAUCAUGCCGGAUCCGGAGAUUCCGGUGUACAAUUUCUGUACCGAGAAGAGCAACUGCAUAACGUGGGGGGAUUUCUGCUACACGACCAUCAAGUUUGGAUCGAUGUACCCGACGCUCAAAUCGAUCUGGUACCUGUGCUACCAGAGCCAUCCGAACAAGAUCAUGCACUACCUGGCGAUUCUGUUCCUGCACUACGCACCGGCGAUAUUUUUCGAUGUCAUUGCCCUGUUCAUAGGACGGAAGCCCAGACUCAUGCGCACCUACAAGAAGAUCCACCGCUUCAUGGACGUGAUCGAGUACUUCUCCAUGCGCCAGUGGGACUUCCGGAUGGGCAACAUCAACGGGCUGUGGCGGCGGCUGUCCCGGGCCGAUCAGAAGGAGUUCUUCUUCGAUAUGCGCCAAAUCAACUGGGACUUCUUCCUGGAGCACUAUUUCCGCGGCAUCCGGCAGUACCUGCUCAAGGACCCGCUCGAAACCGUCCCGGAGGCCCUGAUCCGAUGGAAUCGUCUCUACUGGCUACACCAAGCUACCAAGGUGAUUGUGCUGCUACUGGUGUACAAGUUGGUCUGUUCAAUCUGGGGCUUCCUGAGCUAAGCGCCGUGAAGCGUUUACAAAGUACCUUCCCAUCAUUAAGAGCAUCCUUCUUUCGAAGGAUCUCGGCAUUGCAACAUCCGCACAACAUUCACCGAACAAAAUCAUGAAGCCAUUAUUACAAAAAAAAAAUCAACCAUCAUACACAAUUGUGCGUAAAAAUCGUUUGCGCGUGACAACGAAUUCAAAGAUUCUUUCGUCUAGCUUUAGAAAUAAUCCGUUUUGUGUUAGAUUUUACUUUUAGAGAUAGGAAAGAAAAGAUAACGGUAGAACCAAGUUUUGGUUCAAGAACAAAAAAAGUACAGCUUAAUCGCUAGGAAGGUAGCUCUAAUUUCAGAUAAAGCAUGAUUUUCAACCUGUCGUAAAGCUUUUAUAGUUCAAGGUAGGCGAUAUCCUUCGUCUUUAGAGAAACAAAAAUGUUUUCGAUUUACUGUUAUGACUCUGUUUUUUUUUUAUUAUUUGUGUCUAUAGGUUGUCUCUUGACAUUCCACUAAGUUAGGUUUUGGCUAAACGAACGAAAAAAAACCCUGACAAACUUUAAGGAAAAGACAUUUCAAGACAUUUUUGUAAAUUUAGAUCCCCAUGCGCGCAUCCACCCUAGUACAUACCAUUGAUGUAUUGUUAAACAGAAAUAUUUCUUAGGUCUGUUAGAAGAAUAUGCCUUGGUUAAGUCUGUCAACGAUCAUGAACACGGAGCGUUAUCGGUAAAUAUUUAACCAAUCUAACCUAGACCCAUGGGUACAACAGCGAGAAGACGAAAAAAAACGCGAUGCAACGGUCGUUCGGGUUUUUGAACGAUCGGAGUUAUAUUUUUUUUUGUAAAUUUAUUUUGUAGAAAAACCGAUUAAUAAAAUAAUGUUAGCUAAAA